Vidua macroura (Pin-tailed whydah) is the source of this 3718-nucleotide messenger RNA. RefSeq names its product reticulon 1 (gene RTN1). Bases 649 to 2925 code for a protein of 758 amino acids. Lineage: Eukaryota; Metazoa; Chordata; Aves; Passeriformes; Viduidae. Gene Ontology annotation, cellular component: neuron projection; postsynaptic density. The transcript has 9 exons. Gene Ontology annotation, biological process: neuron differentiation; endoplasmic reticulum tubular network formation; brain development. The record is from RefSeq and is a predicted model, not a curated record.
GACAAGUGCCAAUAAGCGCGGCUGCAAACAGAGAGGAACCAACCGGGUAAACAAACCCAGGCGCAGAGCGCGGCUUCUCUCGCUGGGUUAGGGCUGGCGGAGAGGGGGAGGAACGGGCCGAUUUUAGGGUGGGCUUGCUGAGAGCUCUCUGCCCUGUCGGCCGAGCCCGGCGCUGCGGGAGGAGCCGGCGGCUCUCCCGGCGGGCGCGGUGCCGUGCCCGGCUGCGGCGCCUGCGGGAUGCUCUGGAGCGCAGGGAUGCGGAGGAGGGGGGCUGCGGGAGGGGAGAGGGAGGCGUGUGCCUGCCUGCGAGGGGGGCAUUUCUUCCCGUACCCGCACAAGCCGAUGCCUACCCUGCUGAAGCAGUUAAACGGGGGAGAGCAGCAGCCCGGCUGGCAGAUUCCUGCCCUGUGAUAUGCCAGCCACAGGGUGACGCAAGGGCUGGAAGGCUCCAACUAACAAGCCAUUUUCACCUGCGUAAUAAGCGCUAGUGGAGAUACGGCAGCGGCGGCGGCGGCGGCUCCCGGUCCCCGCAGCCGGCCAGACCCCAGCGCGGCCGCAGCACCAGCCAGCCCGGCGGCCACCGCAGCCCUUCCGGUGGCCCCCGCUGCAUCCCGAGAGCCGGCGACCAGCGCCCGCCUUGCAGGCAGCAUGUCAGCCCCGCCGGACCCCCAGGACCUGCUGCUGGCGGGCGCUGGGCUGCACUGGGCUGCGGACGGGGCGGACCAGUACGCGACUGGGGCUCCGCUGCGGGAUGGAGAUGGGGCUCAGCAGCGGGAACAGCUGGGCUUCGGCUCCGCCAGGGAACACCCGCCCGUUACCAUGGCGACUGCAUCCCCAGGUGUCACAGGCUCGUCACAUCUCUUCGACUACGGCUCCACUGCCAACGGAGGGGACAACUCCUUCUACACCUCCCUGAUCUCCGAUGUCCACUACACCACCCCGAGGGACUCCACCUAUUUCACGGGCAUCUAUCAGCAGGAAAACACCCCCAUUCCCUGCUCAGGCAGCACGGAGGGGUUUAAUGCUCUGGGCCAUCCUGUUCAAGACGUGACUGGGUUUGAGUCCCGUGGCUUGUUUAGCUCAGACUCGGGAAUCGAGAUGACUCCUGCAGAGUCUACUGAAGUCGACAAAACCUUAGCAGAUCCCAUGAAAGUAGAUGCUUACAAAUACAUGGACAUGAGUAGAUCAGAAGAAAUAAAGUACCAAGAGAAACAUGACUCUGACUCAGAAGAUGAGAGCCCAGGCCUUAGUGAUAAGUACCGGGGAACACCCGCGGGGUCCAGCCACGCUGCCGAACCUCCACGGACGCCUUCGGAGAGCACAAAGGCAGCCAAGGAACAAGACCUGCUGGAAGACAGAAAGUCUGGGGGUCAGCACAGUCCCUCUGUGGCUACAGCCCCUGUCAAGAUCACGCUCACUGAGACAGAAAGCACCAAGGAAGCUGCCAGCAAAGAGCCGAGCCCGACUCAGCCGGACACUGGCCUGAAGCCGAGCCAUGAGGUGGUGCCAACGGUGACGGUGUCAGAGCCGGAGGAUGACAGCCCAGGAUCUGUCACACCACCCUCCUCUGGCACAGAACCGUCCGGCUCAGAGUCGCAGGGCAAAGGCAGCCUGUCGGAGGACGAACUCAUCAGCGCCAUCAAGGAAGCAAAGAGCUUUUCCUUCGAGCCCGCGGAGGCGCAGCGCUCGCCAGCCCCCCCGGCGGAGAAGAGGGAGCCGCGGGCCAAGCCCGGCCGCCCUCCCGCCUCCUCGCACGCCGAUCACGAAGCCAGCAGCGCCGAGUCCGGCGACUCGGAGAUCGAGCUGGUCUCGGAGGACCCCCUGGCCGCCGAGGAGGUGCUGCACUCCAACUACAUGACCUUCAGCCACAUCGGGGGGCCCCCUCCGUCGCCCGCCUCCCCCUCCAUCCAGUACAGCAUCCUGCGGGAGGAGCGGGAGGCGGAGCUCGACAGCGAGCUCAUCAUCGAGUCCUGCGAUGCCUCGUCGGCCUCCGAGGAGAGCCCCAAGAGGGAGCAGGACUCCCCCCUGAUGAAGCCCAAGGUCAUGGACAUUAUCAAGGAGGAGAACAACUCGCGCACUGACGCCUCAGACUACGAGGCCAGUAAAAUGACAGAGAGCAGGAUGAACAGGGAAAACCUGGCAGAGUCCUCGUCCUACCUGAAAAGCUCCUUUGUUGCACCAAAAAUAGGCGCUGAGCCCCCGACCUCUGCCGUCAGCACCGAGGAGCUGAAGGAAAGAGUAAAACUGAAGAAACCCAUUGAAGAAACUGUUGUUAACCAAAGUAAAGUGUCUUCCAAGGACUUUGGCAAAAAAAGUCCGUUGGCUUCGUUGCUACUGCCGUUUUUAAAUAAGCAGAAAGCUAUCGACCUGUUGUACUGGCGUGACAUCAAGCAGACGGGGAUCGUGUUCGGCAGCCUCCUGUUGCUGCUCUUCUCCCUGACCCAGUUCAGCGUCGUCAGCGUCGUGGCCUACCUGGCCCUGGCCGGCCUCUCGGCCACCAUCAGCUUCAGAAUCUACAAAUCGGUCCUACAGGCCGUGCAGAAGACGGACGAGGGCCACCCCUUCAAAGCCUACUUGGAGAUGGAGAUGAAUCUUUCACAGGACCAGAUCCAGAAAUACACAGAUUGUCUCCAGCUAUACGUCAACAGCACAGUCAAAGAGCUGAGGAGACUCUUUCUCGUUCAGGACCUCGUGGAUUCUUUAAAAUUUGCAGUACUAAUGUGGCUGCUGACUUACGUGGGAGCCCUCUUCAAUGGCCUGACUCUUCUGAUAAUGGCUGUGGUGUCUAUGUUUACUCUCCCCGUUGUAUAUGACAAGUACCAGGCACAGAUUGAUCAAUACUUGGGGCUGGUGCGGACCCACAUAAACACGGUCGUGGCAAAGAUUCAAGCUAAAAUCCCAGGUGCUAAGAGAAAGGCAGAGUAAAGCAGACAUCAAGAAUUCAUUGACUACAGUAGUGCAUAAUGGGGAAAUCUGGAGUGAAAACAGCUCUGUUCUUACACUUUACUGCAAAUUUAUCAUUCUUUUUUUUUUUUUUCUCAACACCAUAAUCUUAGAAACAUAAAACUCAGAAGCAGUGCUUUUCCCCUGCUGCUUCUGCACUUAGAAUAUUUGCAAUCACUUGUGUCAAGCACUAAAGUAUAGUAAAGAGAAAAGUGUACUAGAUGUGGUUUUUUGUGUUGCUUAUAAAGUGCAUGAUGGUGAGAGCCUAAAUAAUAUUGACCUCUUUAUUUAAUUUUUUUUUUUUAGUGUUUUUCCUUCUUCUAUUGGCAUUGCUUCUAUAACUUUUAAUGUUACAUGUGGCUAGGGGCUUUCCUGCUUAGCGCACUUGAUGCAAUAGUUAAAAUUGCUUCUACGUCACUGGGUUGCUGGUUGGAUUCAUCUUUAUUAACUAUAUAGAAUUGUAGACUGAUGUUUUAGUGUUUUCCAGCACAAAUAAAAUAAACAGUAAGCAGUACUUAUGGUAAUCAGUUUUGUAUAACUCAAAAAAAAAAAAAAAAAAAGAAAAAAAGAAAACAAAACCCAGUACUUUUGUCGUAAAGGAUUGACAGGCUGAUUUACAUGUAUGGUAACUGGAAAGUUCCAGCAUGUUCAAUUUAUUACGAUUUGUAUUACAUUCUCUGUAGUUCCUAAUGGACUUAAUUAUGGACUCUGAAUAUUUGCACUUAUGUACUUGAUACCGAAUGCAGAAAUAAAUGUUACUAAAUGUAAAAAGUUC